Hansenula ciferrii is the source of this 1164-nucleotide messenger RNA. RefSeq names its product glycerol-3-phosphate dehydrogenase family protein (gene GPD1). Gene Ontology annotation, molecular function: NAD binding; glycerol-3-phosphate dehydrogenase [NAD(P)+] activity; protein homodimerization activity. Gene Ontology annotation, biological process: carbohydrate metabolic process; glycerol-3-phosphate catabolic process. The transcript has a single exon. The coding region runs from base 1 to 1164 and encodes 387 amino acids. The record is from RefSeq and is a predicted model, not a curated record. Lineage: Eukaryota; Fungi; Ascomycota; Saccharomycetes; Phaffomycetales; Wickerhamomycetaceae. Gene Ontology annotation, cellular component: glycerol-3-phosphate dehydrogenase (FAD) complex; nucleus; cytosol.
AUGUCAUCCGCUACUCAAAGAUUGUCACAAUUAGGUAACCAUUUACAACAAGAUAACAAAGCAUCUUUAAAUCCAGUAAAACCAUACAAAAUUACUGUUAUUGGUUCAGGUAACUGGGGUACAACUAUUGCUAAAGUUGUUGCCGAAAAUGCUGCUCAAAGACCACAAUUAUUUGAAUCAAGAGUUGAUAUGUGGGUUUAUGAAGAAGAAAUUAAUGGUCAAAAAUUAACUGAAAUUAUCAACACAAAACAUGAAAAUGUUAAAUAUUUACCAGAAAUUAAAUUACCAGAAAAUUUAGUUGCUAACCCAGAUAUUGUUUCAGCUGCUGAAGGUGCUGAUUUAUUAAUUUUCAACAUUCCACAUCAAUUUUUACCAAGAAUUGUUAAACAAUUACAAGGUGCUAACUUGAAACCACAUGCUAGAGGUAUUUCAUGUUUGAAAGGUUUAGAAGUUACUCCAGAAGGUUGUGAAUUAUUAUCAACUUAUAUUACUGAAAACUUGAAAGUUCACACUGGUGCUUUAUCAGGUGCUAACUUGGCUCCAGAAGUUGCUAAAGAAAAAUGGUCAGAAACUACUGUUGCUUACACUAUUCCAAAUGAUUUCCAAGGUCAAGGUAAAGAUAUUGAUAGAUUAGUUUUAAAAGCUGCUUUCCACAGACCAUACUUCCACGUUAGAGUUAUUGAAGAUGUUGCCGGUACUUCAUUAGCUGGUGCCUUGAAAAAUGUUGUUGCCAUUGGUGUUGGUUUUGUUGAAGGUAAAGAAUGGGGUUCAAAUGCUGCUGCUGCCAUUCAAAGAUAUGGUUUAAAUGAAACUAUUAAAUUUGCUGAAAUCUUUUUCCCAGGUGAAACUAACUCUGAUACUUUCACUAAAGAAUCUGCAGGUGUUGCUGAUUUAAUCACUACAUGUGCUGGUGGUAGAAAUGUUAGAGUUGCUAAACAUAUGGCUAUUACUGGUAAACCAGCUCAAGAAGUUGAAGCUGAAUUAUUAAAUGGUCAAUCAGCUCAAGGUAUUAUCACUGCUAAAGAAGUUCAUGAAUUAUUAGAAAACAAAAACUUGACUAAAGAAUUCCCAUUAUUUGAAGCUAUUUAUCAAAUUGUUUAUGGUAGUGAAACUAUUGAUAACUUACCAAACUUAAUUGAAGAUGAUGGUGAUUUAGAAAACUAA